AUGUCUUCACCAAACCGUUGUCCAACUCUGAUCGGGUUAAGAUUAAGAAUGGUCUCAGGGGAGUCAAAUCGAGAGGUUCCUCAUAGAGCAAACAUGAGAAGGAAACAUCGUCUCGCAGGAACAAGUGUUAGCAGAGGCGACAAUAUAAUGGAAACACUAAGCUGUACAGAGGCUUUUGGAGAAACGAAUGAAGUCUCUGUCGAAUGA
Molecule: messenger RNA, 207 nt
Organism: Microthlaspi erraticum
Lineage: Eukaryota; Viridiplantae; Streptophyta; Magnoliopsida; Brassicales; Brassicaceae
Source: the annotation of a GenBank genome assembly